This is a messenger RNA of Anopheles nili, 4421 nucleotides long. It is a transcript of the gene Ndae1, whose product is annotated as electroneutral sodium bicarbonate exchanger 1. Lineage: Eukaryota; Metazoa; Arthropoda; Insecta; Diptera; Culicidae. Gene Ontology annotation, molecular function: solute:inorganic anion antiporter activity; sodium:bicarbonate symporter activity; monoatomic anion transmembrane transporter activity. Gene Ontology annotation, biological process: bicarbonate transport; monoatomic anion transport; transmembrane transport. The transcript has 15 exons. The coding region runs from base 1 to 3852 and encodes 1283 amino acids. The record is from RefSeq and is a predicted model, not a curated record. Gene Ontology annotation, cellular component: plasma membrane.
AUGAAGGACACCGCAAACCGCCGCUACCGGUCUCAACGACCCUGGAUGAUGGAUCACGGCGUGGUAGACGAGGAAGCCCCCAUUGACCCGCGGCUCAAAAAUCGGACCUUCCCAGCCGAUCAGGACUUUGAAGGUCAUCGAGCGCACACCGUUUUUGUUGGCGUCCACAUCCCGGGCUCAUCCCGGCGCCAUUCCCAGCGUCGCCGACACAAGCACCACCAGGCGAGCCGGGAAAGUGGUGACAAAGGCAGUGGAGGAUCGGAAUCGGAUCGGCCGGUCACAGUGAAACCUCACAUCGUCACACAACGAAGAAUCAGCAUCGUUGAUGAUGGCGAAUCUUUAACGCCACCCGCACAACGCGUUCAGUUCAUCCUGGGCGGUGAGGUCGCCGAAGGUGAUGGUCAGCAUGAGUCGCACCCUUUGUUCUCCGAGAUGGAGGAGCUGGUCAAGGAGGGCGAUGAGAUGGCCUGGAAGGAGACGGCACGCUGGGUAAAGUUUGAGGAGGACGUGGAAGAAGGUGGCAACAGGUGGUCAAAACCACACGUGGCCACUCUUUCGCUGCAUUCGCUGUUCGAGCUGCGGAGCUUGCUGCUGAACGGAACCGUCAUGCUGGACAUGGAAGCGAUCAGCCUGGAGCAGAUCGCGGAACUGGUGUGCGAGAACAUGGUCAACUCGGGCACGCUUCCGGUGGAGGCCCGAGACAAGGUGAUCGACGCGUUGCUUAAGCGCCACAAGCACCAGCACGAGUUUAGCAACAAGAAAAGCCGACUGCCACUGAUCCGCUCGCUGGCCGACAUCGGCAAGAAUCACUCGUCGUCCAAGAAUAUGCCACGUUCAUCCACCAGCAAAAGCAUCUCCUCGGUCAACUCAUUUCCAAUGCACGUCGUUUCUUCGGCACCCACGGGCAUGCACGACGAUGACGAGCCCGCCGUGGCACCGUCGCCCCAAACGGCCCUGCUGUACGGCAGCAAAGACCAGCGCGGUCACUAUCUCGCACUGCCAACAGUUGAAGACCCAUCGCAUACUAACAGUCCACCGUGUAGCGCUACUAGCAAUGGCAGUAACCCGAAUGCAUCGAACAAAUCGACCAACGGCAACAGCGCCAGCAAACACUUAACCGUACCCGGAAAAGCCGCCGGAGAACAUAUGACCCAAAGCCCGAGCAACGUGUCGAUGCCGAGAAACACGAGCUCCGGCGAGCUGCAGAACGGUGAACAUAAAACCAACACACAUUUUAUGCGCAAAAUUCCACCCGGUGCCGAGGCCAGCAACAUUCUUGUCGGUGAGGUUGACUUCCUCGACAAGACGCUGUCGGCGUUUCUGCGUCUGAAUACCGCCUCGGUAAUGGGCGAUCUUACCGAGGUACCGGUUCCGACCAGGUUCAUCUUCAUCCUGCUCGGACCACCGGGUAGCCAUGGGAGCUUCCACGAGAUUGGCCGCGCAAUGGCGACGCUCAUGUCGGACGAGAUUUUCCACGAAGUUGCCUACCGCGCGAAGAAGCGCGAACAUCUGCUGGCCGGCAUUGACGAGUUCUUGGAUGCCGUCACCGUACUCCCACCGGGUGAAUGGGAUCCAUCGAUCCGGAUAGAACCACCGGCGGCCAUUCCUUCGCAGGAGGUACGAAAACGUCCACCCGAGAAAAACCCCAAGGAAGAAGUCGACGAGGAGCUCGAGGAGCAACGACAGCGCGAAGAAGCCGGUCUGUCUCGUACCGGUCGGCUGUUUGGAGGGCUCAUGAAUGACCUCAAGCGCAAGGUACCGUUCUAUCUGUCCGACUUUAAGGAUGGUCUGUCGAUGCAGUGCGUCGCGUCCUGGAUUUUCCUGUACUUCGCGUGCCUCUCGCCAAUCAUCACAUUCGGAGGAUUAUUGGGGUCAGCCACUGGGAACAAUAUCGCCGCGAUGGAAUCACUUGUGUCUGGGUUCGUGUGUGGAAUCGGGUAUGGGUUUUUCUCUGGCCAGCCACUUACCAUCCUCGGAUCAACCGGUCCCGUGCUCGUGUUCGAAGCGAUCGUUUAUGAGUUCUGCAUAAACGUGGGCUGGGAUUAUCUGACGUUCCGCUUCUGGAUCGGGACCUGGAUCGCGAUCAUCCUGGUCGUGCUGGUGGCCGUCGAUGCGAGUGCGCUCGUGUGUUACAUCACGCGAUUCACGGAGGAAAACUUUGCCUGCCUUAUCGCGGUCAUUUUCAUCUACAAAGCGAUCGAGAACGUGUUCCACAUCGGGCAGGAUUACCCGAUAAAUACGUUGGGUGAGAAGUACGAUUGCGCCUGCCUGCCACCAAUUGGGUACACGCUCACAUCCGAAACCGUACAUCAGUGGUCGCAGUACGACAUGAGCACUUGCAAGAGCCUUAACGGAACGCUAACAGGGGCCGACUGCGGCAAGCCCGAGUUCGUGUCGGACGUGUUUCUCAUGUCGAUUGUCCUCUUCGCCGGCACGUACAUCAUCUCGGUCAUACUGAAGGACUUCAAGAACGCACUGUUCUUCCCGGCGAUCGUGCGCCAGUUCAUCAGCGAUUUCUCGGUGACGAUCGCCAUCUUCUCGAUGACGCUGCUCGACUUCUUUACGCACAUUGCGACCCCGAAGCUGGACGUGCCGGGCGAGUUCAAGCGCACGAUCCCGGACCGGGGCUGGAUCAUUAUGCCAUUCCACGAGAACAACCCGGCCUGGUCGUCGGCACUCGCGAUCUUACCCGCCCUGCUCGGCACCAUACUGAUAUUCAUGGAUCAACAAAUUACGGCUGUGAUAAUCAAUAGGAAGGAACACAAGCUCACCAAAGGUUGUGGCUACCAUCUGGAUCUGUUCGUGCUGUCGUGUCUGAUACAGAUCUGCACCAUCAUGGGUCUACCUUGGUUCGUUGCUGCCACCGUGCUCAGUAUUAAUCACGUCAAUUCCCUCAAAAAAGAAUCCGAAACGGCGGCUCCAGGCGAGAAGCCCCAGUUCAUAGGCGUACGCGAACAGCGCGUCACCCACAUACUGAUCUUCCUGAUGAUCGGAUGCUCAGUGCUGCUGACUCCGCUACUGUCCCACAUUCCCAUGCCGGUGUUGUACGGCGUAUUUCUGUACAUGGGCGUUUCAGCACUCAAGGGGCUACAGUUCUUCGACCGGCUGCUUAUCAUGUUUAUGCCCGCCAAGUACCAGCCGGACUACAUGUUCCUCCGACAGGUCCCCAUAAGGCGCGUGCAUCUGUUCACGCUGAUUCAGCUCGCCUGCUUUACGGUGCUGUGGCUAAUCAAAAGCUUCUCGAUCACGUCGAUCCUCUUCCCGCUGAUGCUGGUGGUGAUGAUCGGUGUGAGGAAAUCGCUCGACUACAUCUUCACCAAGCGUGAGCUCAAGAUCCUCGACGACAUCAUGCCGGAGAUGACGAAGCGCGCACGUGCGGACGAUCUACACCAGCUCGAGGAUGGCGAGGACUCGGGGCAGCAUUCCACGGACAAUUUGCAGCUACCGCUGGAAAACGGCACGGUCAACGAGAAAGGCAAGAUCAACAUAUCCGAAGAGGUCAAUCGCACCACCAUCUGGAAGCAGGUCAACAAUUGCAAUGUGCUCUUUACGAAAAAGCAACCCACGGCAAGCGAUCGCCAGAAGCUUUCGCAACAAUUAUCGAAAACGAGUGAAACCGAAAAAAGACUGUCUACUAUGCGCGAGGAAGACGAAGCGGCAGAUGAAACAGGCCGUCAAUUAAGCCAUCAGAAGAAGACACAGAAAAUGAAGCGAGAGUUUUGGAUGAAUUCCCGAUCCGGCAGCAAUAAUGGCCGUGCCAAUAGUUAUAGCAGUACCGGUGGAAAGAUCGUUGGCACUGAGGCACCUGCGAUGACCCGCGGAAGCAAGAGCGCUUCCGAGACGCAGGUGUGAAGGGAUAUUUUACUACUUUAGAUGCGGGAUUGUUAGUAUCCAUGCUGGGUUGCGGUUGUAGAAAUGGCGGUAAGGCAUAGACAGAGAUCCUUUACAAGGCAUAGGCAAAGAUCCUUUACAGGUCGACUUACGGAGAAUACGGGACGCGGUUUGUUGCGAGUGUGUUUUAGAUAAAUGUACCACAAUUUUCACUAACUAGAACCAGACAGAGAAUCAAGAAAGGAAAGGAAAAUUACAGAAAGGGAGAGAGAGAGAGAGAGUUAAAAAGAGAAAAGCUCCACCCUGCUCCUGAGUAGAUUUAAGAUCACUAGACAAAUUAUCCCAAAUAUACCCCUUUACCAGACAGACUUUUUAAACACAAAUUUAUACCUUACCAACUACAAUCGAUCAGCAGCCGGACCGUCGUUAGCAUUUUUUAGGAUGUAAGAACAAAUCAAAUGAGAAAAUGUCGUGGGAUCGAAAGCCCUCCUUCCGCAGAAUGAAUGGAACUAUGUAAAACUAAUUCCAAUGAAUAUCAAGACCCACAUUGAAAAUAAAGCAUAUUAAAGUUAGGGUUAAACGUUCGGUUU